Molecule: messenger RNA, 1824 nt
Organism: Pteropus alecto (black flying fox)
Lineage: Eukaryota; Metazoa; Chordata; Mammalia; Chiroptera; Pteropodidae
Gene: CUZD1
Product: CUB and zona pellucida like domains 1
Exons: 9
Coding region: 1-1824 (607 amino acids)
Cellular component (GO): cell surface
Source: RefSeq, a predicted model, not a curated record
AUGGAAGCCAUGAGAAGCCUCAUCCCUUUGGUUCUUUUAAUUGUGUCUUGUUUGGCAGAAUUUAAUUUAACUCAAUCUGAAGGCAAAUCCAGCUGCAGGGCCAGCCUGGGAGGCGCCAGCCAGUCAGAGAUCCACAAAGCCUUUAUCCUGCAAUUAAAUUCCGACGAGGACUGUGCCUGGACUCUAGAAAGACCAGAAAACAAGAGUACCAGGAUCGUCUUUUCCCAUUUCCAGCUUGAUCCAGAUGGAAGUUGUGAACGUGAAAACAUUAAAGUCUUUGACGGAAACUCUACCAAUGGGUCUCUGCUGGGGGAAGUCUGCAGUACAAGUCACUACGUUCCCAUAUUUGAAUCAGCAUCCAAAACACUGACGUUUCAAGUAGUCACUGACUCUGCAAAAAUUCAAAGAACCGUCUUCAUCUUUUACUACUUUUUCUCUCCUGGCACCUCUAUCCCGAAGUGCGGUGGUUACCUGGACACUCUCGAAGGGUCCUUUACCAGCCCCAAUUACCCAAAGCCACAUCCUGAGAUGGCCUAUUGUGUGUGGCACAUACAAGUGGAGAAAGGUUACAAGAUAAAAUUGAACUUCAAAGAGAUUUUCCUGGAAGUGGACGAGCAAUGCAGAUUUGAUUUCGUUGCUGUGUAUGACGGCUCCUCCACCACCUCCGGCCUGAUUGGACAAGUGUGCGGCCGUGUGAGGCCCACCUUCGAAUCCUCAUCAGACUCCCUGACCGUCGUGCUAUCAACAGAUUAUGCCAAUUCCUACCGGGGCUUUUCUGCUUCCUACACUUCGAUUUACACGGAAACUGUCAACACGACGUCUUUGACUUGCUCCUCUGACAAGAUGAGAGCUAUCAUAAAUAAAUCCUACCUGGAAUCAUUGAGAUACAAUGAGAUUAACUUAAAACUAAAUGACCCAACUUGCAGACCCAAAAUAUCAAAUGUUGUGGAAUUUUCUAUCCCCCUUGAUGGAUGCGGAACAAUCAAAAAGGUAGAAGAUCAUUCAAUUACUUAUACCAAUAUAAUCACCUUCACGACAUUCUCAACUUCUGAUGUCAUCACCCGUCAGAAACAGUUCCAGAUUAUUGUGAAGUGUGAAAUGGAAUACAAUUCUACCGUGGAGAUGAUGUACAUAACAGAAGAUGAUGUAAUCCAAAAUCAAAGUGCACUGGGAAAAUAUAACACAAGUAUGGCUCUUUUUGAAUCCGAGUCAUUUGAAAAGCCUAUACAGAAGUCACCAUAUUAUGUGGAUUUGAACCAAACUCUUUUUGUCCAAGUCAGUCUGCAAGCAUCAGAUCCAAAUUUGGUGGUGUUUCUUGAUACUUGCAGUGCCUCUCCCACACCUGACUUUGCAUCUCCAACCUACGACCUGAUCGAGAGUGGAUGUAAUCGAGAUGAGACUUGUGAGGUGUAUCCCCUAUCUGGACACUACGGAAGAUUCCACUUUAAUGCCUUUAAAUUCUUGAAAAGUCUGAGCUCCGUGUAUCUACAGUGUAAGGUUUUGAUAUGUGAUAGUGGUGACAAUCAGUCUCGCUGCAGCCAAGGCUGCAUCUCUAGAAGGAAACGAGACAUUUCUUCAUACAAAUGGAAGACUGAUGCCAUCAUAGGACCCAUUCGUCUGAAAAGAGAUCGACGUGCAAGUGCAAAUUCCGGAUUUCAGUAUCAAAAUCACGGAGAUGACACUCAGAAUCAACCUUUCAACAGCCUGCACCUGUUUUCAUUCGUGGUCCUUGCUCUGAAUGUUGUGAUUGUGGCCACGGUCGUUGUGAGGCAUUUUGUGACUCGGAGAACAGCCUACAACUACCAGAAGCUGCAGGACUGUUAA